AUGCAUCUCACGGUGUACUGUGUGCGGAGGGACUCCACCGAGGUGACCUUCUCCCUCCAGGUCGACCGGGACUUUGAGCUCUACAACUUCCGGGUGCUCUGUGAGCUGGAGUCUGGCAUCCCUGCCGAGGAGGCGCAGAUUGUCUUUGCAGAGAACUGUCUUGAAGACAACCACAGAUCCUUGGCGUCCUACGGCCUGAAAGAUGGUGAUGUAGUGAUUCUACGGCAAGUGCACAACGAAGAGCCCAGGUCUCCUGGCGAGUUCACAGGGAUCGACUUCAGCAGUAUAGCUGUGCCGGGCUCGUCCAGCUCCCAGCACCUGCAGCCUUCGCAGUCAUCGGGUAGCUUUGUAGAAAUGGCUUCAGCCCCUGAGGCCACAGACAAUCCUGCAGCACUCAGAGAUGCCUUACUUUCCAAUCCCCAUGACUUGGCUCUGCUCAAAGAGCGCAACCCAUCCCUGGCAGAAGCCCUGCUCAGUGGGGACCUUGAGGAAUUUACUAGGGUUUUGAUGGAACAAGAAGAAGACCAAACCCUGAGAGAGGAAGAGAGGUUCCGCCUCUUUGUAGCUGACCCCUUUGAUCUUGAAGCACAGGCCAGGAUAGAAGAAGCCAUCAGGCAACAGAACAUUGAAGAAAACAUGUCCAUAGCAAUGGAAGAGGCUCCUGAGAGCUUUGGCCAAGUUGUGAUGCUAUAUAUAAACUGCAAAGUGAACGGACAUCCUGUGAAAGCCUUUGUUGAUACGGGUGCCCAGAUGACUAUUAUGAGCCAAGCUUGUGCAGUACGGUGUAAUAUAUUGAGACUUGUAGACCAGCGGUGGGCAGGGAUUGCUAAAGGUGUGGGAAUUCAGAAGAUUAUUGGUAGAGUACAUCUAGCUCAGGUUCAGAUUGAAGGAGAUUUCCUGGCAUGUUCUUUUUCUAUAAUAGAAGAGCAGCCCAUGGAUAUGCUUCUGGGCCUGGAUAUGCUCAAGCGACAUCAGUGUAACAUUGACCUCAAGAAAAAUGUACUAGUAAUUGGUACAACAGGCACGCAUACAACCUUUCUUCCAGAGAGGGAACUCCCAGAAUGUGCAAGGUUGGUAUAUGAUCCAGGGCAAGAUGACCUGCGAGUGGAGGAGAAACACUACAAAAAGCUUUAG
This is a messenger RNA of Dromiciops gliroides (monito del monte), 1134 nucleotides long. RefSeq names its product protein DDI1 homolog 2-like. Gene Ontology annotation, molecular function: aspartic-type endopeptidase activity; protein binding. The coding region runs from base 1 to 1134 and encodes 377 amino acids. Gene Ontology annotation, biological process: proteolysis. The record is from RefSeq and is a predicted model, not a curated record. NCBI's taxonomy places the organism in Eukaryota, Metazoa, Chordata, Mammalia, Microbiotheria, Microbiotheriidae. The transcript has a single exon.